Trichoderma harzianum CBS 226.95 is the source of this 858-nucleotide messenger RNA. RefSeq lists its product as hypothetical. The record is from RefSeq and is a predicted model, not a curated record. The annotation marks the transcript as partial. Lineage: Eukaryota; Fungi; Ascomycota; Sordariomycetes; Hypocreales; Hypocreaceae. The transcript has 3 exons.
AACAUGAAGCCGAUUGCCACAACACCAUUUAUAAUUGUAGCCAAUCCUGAGACGGAAGGGCUCUCUUCAGAACAGCGGACUGUAGUUCACUCUUACGCUGCCCGAACAGCCCAUGCCAGGGUGAGGAUUGCUAGAGUCAAAGCAUACCAAUUACUCAAAGCUACUGAGUUCCAGCAAGAACAACCACGACACCCCCGAGAAGACGAACGAAGCGUAAAGAAAACUCCAUCAAGACCGGAUGUGGGGCUAGAGUUAGACACCCCAGCUGUCCUGAUAUCGAACAGCGGUCCAGGUGGUCUAGGUUCAGGGAGGGGAGAUCCUUUUGUGAGCUUCGUAAGGCCCUUGACGAAUAUGGAUCAGUUUUUGCUGGAUCAAUGUGAAUUUCCUGGAUCGCCAUUUGUGGAUAGCAUGAUCGAAGAAUGGGUACGACUCAGUCUCAGUGACAUAGGGUUUCUAAGUGGUAUCUUGCUUAUUGCGUCUCGGUACCUUUCCAUUUUCCACCAGCCAUAUCACCCACACCAGAAUCAGAUGUAUACCGAACAAGCUACUCGGUACAAGCUAGUCUGUUUGCAGACUUUGAACGAGGCCAUCUCUUUCAACACGGGACAAGGGACAUUUAGCGACUCAGUUAUAGCCGAGACGAUGGUAUUGGCAUUAGAUGAAAUCUCGCUGGGCGACUUGGAGACGUCUAGGCGACACAUGCAGGGGGCUAUCAAGAUGGUAGAGCUCAAUGGUGGCCCGCAGACUUUGGGCUUGAAUGGGUUUCUCGAGAUGGUGUUAAACAAAUUUACUAGCCAAGUAGGUCUGUCGAAUCGGUUUUUGGCACCUGCGAAUGCAAAUAUCGCAUCCAAUAAUUGA